This is a messenger RNA of Medioppia subpectinata, 1606 nucleotides long. NCBI's taxonomy places the organism in Eukaryota, Metazoa, Arthropoda, Arachnida, Sarcoptiformes, Oppiidae. The record is from the annotation of a GenBank genome assembly.
UACUUGUUAUAUGCGCGACGCCGACAAACGCACGGUGACUGAGUGGGCGUCUCAGGUCGCCAACAUUCCCGAGGCAUCCAAAGCGGCCGCAAGAAUACAUUUAUUUACACUAUUGUUCGAAGAGAUGCGCGUCCAGUGCGCCGACGAAUUUGCCAAACUGGCCAUCAUUGACGAUAUGGUAGUGCUCUUGGAAAAGGCGCAGCACUUGAUGAGUGUUGUGGCAAAUAAUAAAAAUAGUGUGAUUACUCCCAAAUGGUUGGCACCGCUUAUAUUGUUGAUUGAUUUAUACGAUAAGGCGGCCGUGGCUUCUGCCCGACGCGCGCCACUCCGUAAGGCCACGAAAAGGCUUUGGAAGUGGUUUGACGACAGGACAGGCCGGUGGUCGCCAUACGCUGUCGCCAACAAUAAGACAAUAGACGAGGCCUACAAAAAUGCGGACACACUUCACGCAGUGAUGAGAUUGUGUUUGCGUUUGACGCGCAACUAUGAAGUGGCCGCUCUCUUCGCAGAACAGGGAGGCGUUCGUGCGAUACUACAACUCACUCAGGCGUCGGCCUUCACGGGCUUCACUUCUUUGGCCACUUUAAUCAUUAGACACGUUCUCGAAGAGCCCAACACUUUGCGUCAGACCAUGGAAAGAGUGAUUCGCAUGCAAACACAUCACUCGCCGCUCGCGUGCCGGGAAAUGCAUUACAUAAUGCGAGUGUUAGGUCCGGCGGCCUGUCGUGACGGCCGACUGUUCAUAGAAAUGGCCAAAUCUGUGCUUCGAAUUAAUACAUCGCCGCUCAACAAACGUGAAGACGAAGACCCGCGAGCUUUGACCCCGAGUUCUAUACAAUUUCUCAAAGUAAUGCCCGGAAAGUUACCGACGACGGAGUCGGUCGUCCCGCCCGUCAAUAUCACACGGGAAGUAAUUUGUGACCUUUUGAAUGCGUUGAUCGUUAAAUCUGCCACUAAUGCUACCGAAGAUAAUUCUCAAUCUAUUGAACGGUUAAAAAGAACUGGUUUUGUUGGUGGAGUAAUGUCUUCAUCGGAUGUAUUACAAGCCGAUGACAACGACGAGACGUCUAAUGAUGACACAAACGCAGCGCCGGAGACUCCCAAAGUGGACACUCCUGUCGUCGCUGACGAUGACAUGAAUAAUAAAAAGAAUAAAAUACUUUUGACUCAAUCACUAAUUUUGAGACUUUUAGCAGAAUUGACCCGAAGUUAUAAUUUGGUCGCCAAAGCUAUCUGUGAUCAUAUCUACACAAGUGGUCAAUCUGAGCUCAUUUCUGAGGAAUGCACGGCUCUAUCAUUUAUUUUAGACCAUUUACUGCCUCCGACCCAAACCAUCGGUGAUCGCGACUGCCCGGCGCUGUCUCGGGUUCUGUUCGCAGCGCUGGCAUCGGCCACACAUUCACCAGAAGUACAGCAAAGUUUAGUGAAUGAAGUGAAGAGCGCUUUACACAGAACUUUAGUGUUGAGUGAAUCCAAUGAAAAGCACUCAAGAAUACAAGCGCUCACUUCACUGAUUAGUACAAUGAUUGAGUCGUGUCCGGCGCCCACCACUGCCUCAUCGCAACAGAACGUUCAGAAUUCCAUUCGCAGCCAAACGAGUCUUAUG